Messenger RNA from Danio rerio (zebrafish), 1236 nucleotides. RefSeq names its product biogenesis of ribosomes BRX1 (gene brix1). Gene Ontology annotation, biological process: rRNA processing. Gene Ontology annotation, molecular function: rRNA binding. NCBI's taxonomy places the organism in Eukaryota, Metazoa, Chordata, Actinopteri, Cypriniformes, Danionidae. Gene Ontology annotation, cellular component: nucleolus. The record is from RefSeq and is marked validated.
CUCUGAGCUCAUUAUUAUGAUCUGUGUGCCUCACGCCGGUGUGACGAGCUCGGCUUGGUUUCCGCUUCCGGUGACGUGUUUGAGCAAGAUGGCGGCGCGCGGAGUGAAACGUGCAGCGGAGAGACAGACGCAGACCAAAGCAAAGCGCGCCAAAUUAAACAGGAAACAAAGACUAAGAGCCGAGAACGACAAUAAUAACAGCGAUAACCAUGAGGAGGAGGAGAAGAGGAGCGCGGAGGAGGAGAAGAGGAACAUCAUCAGCGUCCCGCCGCCCGUCAGCGCUGGUAAAUGGACCAAUAAGGAGCGAGUGCUGGUGUUUUCCUCUCGAGGGAUCAGCUUCAGGACGAGACACCUGAUGCAGGACCUGAAGACCCUGAUGCCACACAGCAGAGCCGACACAAAGAUGGACAGAAAAGACAAGCUCUUCGUGGUGAACGAGGUCUGUGAAAUCAAGAACUGCAACAAGUGCAUCUUCUUUGAGGCCAAGAAAAAGCAGGACCUUUACAUGUGGAUCUCUAAUGUUCCUCACGGACCGUCGGUGAAGUUUCUCGUUCAAAACGUUCACACUCUGGCGGAGCUGAAGAUGACCGGGAACUGCCUGAAGGGCUCCAGACCACUGCUGUCCUUCGACCCGGCGUUUGACUCGGAGCCGCAGUACGCACUGCUGAAGGAGCUCUUCACUCAGGUCUUCUCCACCCCGCUGCACCACCCUAAGAGUCAGCCGUUCGUGGAUCAUGUCAUCAGCUUCAGCAUUGCAGACCACAGGAUCUGGUUCCGGAACUAUCAGAUCGUGGAGGAGGACGCCUCGCUGGUGGAGAUCGGCCCGCGCUUCGUCCUCAACCCCAUACGCAUCUUCCAGGGCAGCUUCGGCGGACCCACGCUCUACGAGAACCCACACUUCCAGUCACCCAACGCGCACCGGCGCAUGCUCCGACUGGCUGCAGCCGCGCGGCAGAAGGAGCGUCAGAUGGUGAAGCAGGUGCGGAUGGAGAAGCGGAUGGAGGAGUGUGUGCUGCUGCAGCCUGACCUGACGGAGGCCGUGUUCAACACCCCGGCGGAGCCCAAAGCCCCACGGCCGGAGGCCCCGGGGCCCCAGAAGAAGAAGAAGAAACGGCUGACGGAGCUGAAGAAGAAGACCCUGAUGAAGAAGAAGGGCCUGAGUGUGUGAAUCUGCACGAGUGUGUGUGUGUGUUCAUGAUCAUCAUGGUGUGUUAAUAAAGAUGUUUUAUUAAUGUU